UCUCAGCUGUCAGAUGGCCAGUAGUACUUUGCUGGAAGAGAGUCUUGAUACUCUACUCUUCCCUUUGGCCUUUUUUCUAUCAUUGCUGAAUUUUGAUAGCAAGCAAGACAGAGAGAAAUAGAUAACUAUGCAUAGACACCUGAGGUUCUUCUUUAGAAAGAGGAGUGUCAAAGUUGUCCCUUUCAAGGGGCAGGGUGACAGCACUGUAAGAGAAGAUGUAUCUGCAUUUAGAAAAGAAAGCAGAAGCACUGUGAAAGAUCAGCAUCCCAUUGUGGAAGAAUCAGCAUGUAGAACCACUGAGUGUCAUCCUGUCAGCAAGUUAUGGGGAGAAAGGAAGAGUGGGAAUAAGGGCAUUGAUAUCUUCAUAAGGUUCCUUGAUGCUGUGAAUGCUGAAUGUAUGACAACAGGGAAAGAUGGCAGGGAGACUCUGGGCCUCCAUUACUCUAAAGCGGACAUGGUGGAAACACUUGUGGAAGCUAUGGAGGAGUUCUCUAAUCACCCACUGGCCGUCUUUAUAUUUACGAGCUGCAUGUCCACCAUCUCCAACUUAAGCAAAUUCAAGCCUCCCCUAAGUCCUGAGCUUGAGUCACGUGUGCUUUGUGCAGUGAUCAAGAGAGUGAUUAGCAGUGAUAUACGAAGGAUGGAUGUCUGCAGCCAGACAAUGUAUAAAGAUGCCUCAGCAGCAUUAAUGAUAAUGCUACAAAGACUGCUGGAAGAGAAUCCAACCACUGCACAUCUGCUGCACAUUCUGGAGCACUUCAAAGGAUGGAUUCUGUCCAGAGUAGUACAGGAAAAAGCUGAGGCCAUCAAAGCUACAACUCAUCUCCAAAUUGUAGCCUUUUAUAAUUUAAAUGUGCUGUACGAUGUUCAUGAAAUGCGAGACCACCAUAAAAGGCUGUGGACCUAAAGAGAACAAUAAGGGAGGUCCAGAUUCUUCCUGCCAUUCUACCGUGCUGCCUUGCAUAGCAUCAAGGAACCAAAUGAUGACAUCAGCAAGCCAUACCAUCUUGGCUGAAGGGUUCCAGCUGUUCCAGCCCUGUUUCUUUGCCUGAGGCACAAUAAGACCCGCUUACCUUUUACAGAGGAGGAAGAAACUGCUGUACCAUCUUGAUGAAUGUCACUCAAGACUAGUGUUUCUACUGUUUCUGCUGUUUUAUAAUUAUCAAUGCUUCUAUUUUUAUUUC
Molecule: messenger RNA, 1184 nt
Organism: Hemicordylus capensis (graceful crag lizard)
Lineage: Eukaryota; Metazoa; Chordata; Lepidosauria; Squamata; Cordylidae
Exons: 10
Coding region: 128-907 (259 amino acids)
Cellular component (GO): cytoplasm
Source: RefSeq, a predicted model, not a curated record